Sodiomyces alkalinus F11 is the source of this 522-nucleotide messenger RNA. RefSeq names its product SMAD/FHA domain-containing protein. Gene Ontology annotation, biological process: maintenance of RNA location; mRNA splicing, via spliceosome. Gene Ontology annotation, molecular function: mRNA binding; protein binding. The transcript has 2 exons. Lineage: Eukaryota; Fungi; Ascomycota; Sordariomycetes; Glomerellales; Plectosphaerellaceae. Gene Ontology annotation, cellular component: nucleus. The record is from RefSeq and is a predicted model, not a curated record. The coding region runs from base 1 to 522 and encodes 173 amino acids.
AUGGGUUCAGACCGGGGCUCCCCGGACCGCGUCUCGCGGAAACCCAACUUUGGCACCUCGGGUGUCCUCGCUGCCGUAUCCAACGCGGUACAACAGGCCGACGGCAGCACCAUCACCCUCAAAUACCACGAGCCACCCGAGGCACGCAAACCACCGUCCAAGGACGACUGGAGGCUAUUCGUCUUCAAGGGAGAAGACGCCCUUGAUACCAUUCCACUUAGUGCGCGGAGUUGCUGGCUCGUGGGGCGCGAGGUGGCUAUCGUCGACAUGCCGGCUGAGCACCCGAGCAUAAGCAAACAACACGCCGUCAUCCAGUUCCGGUAUAUUGAGAAGAGGAACGAGUUUGGGGACCGGGUUGGCCGUGUGAAGCCAUACCUGAUUGACCUUGAGAGUGCAAAUGGGACUUUUCUCAAUGGAAACAAGGUGGCAGAGAGCCGGUACAUCGAGCUGCGGGACAAGGACGUGAUCAAGUUUGGGCACAGUACGAGAGAGUAUGUCCUUAUGCUGGCACCCAAGGGAUAG